Messenger RNA from Anguilla anguilla (European eel), 3605 nucleotides. Its product is annotated as serine/threonine-protein phosphatase 6 regulatory subunit 2-like. Lineage: Eukaryota; Metazoa; Chordata; Actinopteri; Anguilliformes; Anguillidae. Gene Ontology annotation, cellular component: cytosol; nucleus. The transcript has 27 exons. The coding region runs from base 428 to 3514 and encodes 1028 amino acids. The record is from RefSeq and is a predicted model, not a curated record. Gene Ontology annotation, molecular function: protein phosphatase regulator activity; protein phosphatase binding.
CCCGUGACAAUGUCCGCCAUUUUGAUUCGAAUAUGACAGAUUUUUUUUCCUGCUUUGAAGGCGCUGUGAGGUUUGCGCUUGGAUUUUUACGUGUAUUUUGAUGCAGAACUGAAACAGAGGCGGGUGAAACUGCGAAGUGCUCGAAAUCCUCGAGAAAUUGUUUUGCAUUAGGGCCGUCGGUUAGUAAAGAAACGAUUUCCUGGAUGUUUAGCUGUCUGGCUACAUCAACAAAACAGAUUUCAUCCCCCUUUCUCAAGGUUGAGGACAGUGACUAGGUGCCGGUGCCACGGAGGUCCAGUUCCAUGCGGAUGAAAGCAAGUGUCUGCCGUGCACCCUGCAGUCUACAAGCCCAAUGUUUGCCUGUCUGCGAGAGAGGUUUCAUUAAGGAUACACACAUUUUACCAACAGACCUGUGUGCCCUGCCACCAUGUUCUGGAAGUUCGACCUGCACACCACCUCCCACAUCGACAAGCUGCUGGACAAGGAGGAUGUGACCCUGCAGGAGCUGAUGGAGGAGGAGGACGUGCUGCAGGAGUGCAAGGCCCAGAACCGCAGGCUGCUCCUCUUCCUCAGCCAGGACCACUGCAUGCAGGAGCUGGUCACCCUCAUCACCCGGGAGCCGCCCGAGGACAUGGAGGAGAAGAUCCGCUUCAAGUACCCCAACAUCGCCUGCGAGCUCCUGACCUCGGACGUGAACCACAUCAACGACAAGCUGGGCGGGGACGAGUCUCUGCUGGAGACGCUGUACGGCUUCCUGGAGCAGCAGCCCCCGCUCAACCCCCUGCUGGCCAGCUUCUUCAGCAAGACUAUCGGCAACCUCAUCGCCCGCAAGACCGAACAGGUCAUCACCUUCCUGAGGAAGAAAGAGGGCUUCAUCGGCCUGGUGCUGAAGCACAUCGACACCUCCGCCAUGAUGGACCUGCUGCUUCGGCUCAUCAGCUGCGUGGAGCCCGCCCCCUUGAGGCAGGAGGUCCUCGCCUGGCUGAACGAGGAGAAGUUGGUUCAGAGGCUCGUUGGGCUCAUUCACACGGGCCAGGACGAGGAGAGGCAAUCCAACGCUUCACAGACCCUGUGUGACAUCAUCCGUCUGAGCAGAGACCAGGCCACACAGCUGCAGGAGAGCAUGGAGCCGGACCCCCUGCUCGCUGUGCUGGAGUCGCAGGAGAGCGUGGAGCAGCUGCUGAAGAACAUGUUCCCGGAGGAGAAGAGCGAGGCCUGCAUCGUCAACGGAACUCAAGUGCUGCUUACCUUACUGGAAACCAGGAGGCCGGGGUUGGAAGGGCUGAUGGACCUGUGUUCUCAGGGAUAUGAAAGGUCUUACACUGUCAACAGCAGCAUACUACAGGGCAUCCAGCCUCAUCUAAAGGACUUCCACCAGCUGCUCCUCCAGCCCCCCAAGAAAGCGGCGAUGCUGACGACGAUCGGCGUGCUGGAGGAGCCGCUGGGGAACUCGCGGCUGCACGUGGCGCGCAUGGUGGCCUCCCUGCUGCAGGCCAGCACGCCCAGCGUCAGCCAGGAGCUCUGCCGCCUGGACACCGUCGACCUGCUGCUGGAUUUGUUUUUUAAAUACACCUGGAACAACUUUUUGCACUUACAAGUGGAGCUGUGCGUCGCUGCCAUCCUGAACCACGCGUCCCAGGAGGAGAAGGCCAUGGGCACCCUGGGGCAGGAACAGGGGGUGGUGCAGGGGCAGGAUCAGGGUAAGGGGCCGGAGCAGGGGAAGGGGGAGGGGGAGGGGCAGAAGCAGGAGCAGGAUAAGGGGCAGAAGCAGGGGCAGGGGCAGGAGCAGGAUAAGGGGCAGGAGCAUGGGCAGAAGCAGGGGCAGGAGCAGGGACAGGUGCAGGAGCAGGGGAAGGGGGAGGGGGAGGGGCAGGGGCAGAAGCACGGGCAGGAGCAGGAGCAGGGGCAAGGCGAGGGUGGGGCCAGCCAGAUGACCGGCCCGGACACGCCCGACGCUUCCGGACACAACGUCCUGAUUGCUCACCUCUUCCAGAAGUGUCGAUUGGUGCAGCGGAUACUGGACGCCUGGGAGGAAAACGACAAAAUUCAGGCUGAGGGGGGGAUGAGGAGGGGGAACAUGGGGCACCUGACCAGGAUAGCCAACGCCGUGGUGCAGAACAUGGAGAAGGGCCCCGUGCAGGCCCAGAUCGCCGACCUCAUCAAAGAGCUGCCAGAGGACUGCAGAGGACGCUGGGAAAGUUUUGUGGACGAGACGCUGACAGAAACCAACAGGAGGAACACCGUGGACCUGGUGAGCUCGCACCACCUGCACUCCUCCAGCGAGGACGACGACAUGGAGGGCCCCUUCCCCAACGAGCUGUCACUCCAGCAGGCGUUUUCGGAUUAUCAGAUCCAACAGAUGACGGCAAACUUUGUGGAUCAGUUCGGGUUUAACGACGAGGAAUUCGCAGAGCACGACGACAACAUCAAUGCCACUUUUGAUAGGAUUGCAGAGAUCAACUUCAGUUUGGAUGCGGAUGAUGACAGCGCGAAUUCUGCCGUGUUCGAGGCCUGCUGCAAGGAGAGGAUACAGCAGUUCGACGACAACGAGGAAGAGGAGGACAUCUGGGAGGAAAAGGAAAUUAACUAUGCAACACAAGUCAGAUCCAGAACAAGGUUUGGGGUCUCGCGCACCUCCGAGGGCUCCUCCAGGACUGACAUGGAGAACGGGGAGCGGGGUCGGGGCGCCGGUUCGGGCGAGGAGGAGGCGGAGUCCAAAGAGAGCUCCACCCACACGGAAAACAGCAAAAACGCCAGCCAGACUGAGGCCAAAGAGGCGGAUUCCACAGGAAGCCCAGGAUGGACGGCCAGCUUCGAGGACGCUGUGAACUCGAAGGCCCCCGCCCCCGGCGCGGCGGCGGUGGACGUGGGCGCCGGACUGUGGGACUCCGCCUCCCCGCAGCGAGACUCCGCCCACAUCGAGGACAAAGGGUGGGCCAAGUUCACCGACUUCCAGCCUUUCUGCUGCUCAGAGUCCGGCCCCAGGUGCAGCUCCCCGGUGGAUUCCGAGAGCACCGAUUCGGAAGGGCGUCCCAAACAGAGCCAGGAUAAGAGCUUGAAGGGCUCGUCGCCGUGCGCGUGGAACGUGUGUGUGGCCAGGAAGGCGCCGCUGGUGGCCUCGGACAGCAGCUCCUCCGGCGGCUCCGACAGCGAGGAGGAUGAGGAGGACAAAGCUGACAUCGUCACGGAGACCAUCACCACGGGCGCCGGCAAGGAGACCAUCAAACUCACCAUGGACGCCAAAAACGAGAAGGCGGUCUUCACGAGCAGGCCGGACACGCACAGAGUUUUUAGGCCUGCAGACAGAGGCGAGGAGGCGGAGACCGCGCUCAUGGCCAAGCUCAGCAUCGCCGACGGACCCCAGAAGGGGGCGGAGCUCCCCGAGAAAACGGAGGCAGCGGGCGACCCGCUCAACGCCACGGCGACCGCCAGCCCUGCCACAGACCUCACUGUGACGGACAAGAAAGAGGAGGCGCCCUCACCUGUGGAGCCCACUCUCAACGGGCCGGCCUGACGCUGCCGGGACCAGGACAGGUCGGACCCUCUCUGUACCGCUUCCAUUUUACUCCAAAAAAAAAAACAACCUCCUCCAUGCAACUUUCUCG